UCUUGAAAAAUCGUGUGUAGAUUUCGAUAUUAUAGCAGUGAUAUGAUAAUCGUUCAAUUCAAAAUCUUCUCUCGCAAAUCAGUUAGACACUAAGCUCGUUGGUUUAAAAGUGUUUUCAUAUACAUACGAAAAAUUGUUAGAAAAUAAAAUAGAAAAAAAAGCCGCACACGUCUCAAUAGUGCUCUCAGCUUGUGAUAAUGACCUGUGCGUACGAACAAUAAUUGCCAAUUGUGUUUGAAAAGUUAAUGGAACAGUGGAAAAGCUGAAAAUUUCCGAAAAAAAAGAAUUUUCAUUUGAAGCAGACACGGGUUAAUAUCCAACAGCAAAUUUGGUUACAUCAGCUGGAGAGAAAAUGCCUGAGGUCAUUGAUAAGGGCCCGACUCAUAUCAAACGAGCAACAACUGAAAAACUUCGUGAGGUCUUCCAGAAAUAUGCAUCCCAACAUAUCCAUGGUGAACAGUUUAUGACAAGUGAUGAUUUCGUUCGAGGCUAUUUGGGAUUGUUUCCGGAUCAAUCGUACAAUAAGGAAUCGGUGAAACUUUUAGCUGGAAUAGCGGACACAAGCAAAGAUGGACUGAUUUCGUUUGCCGAAUUUCAAGCAUUUGAAGGUCUAUUAUGCGCUCCAGAUGCUCUCUACAAAACUGCUUUUCAAUUGUUCGACACAAGUGGUGACGGUUCGGUUACCUAUGCCAGUUUCGCUGAUGUCAUUCAGAAGACCGAUCUCCACUCAAAGAUUCCAUUCCAAUUGGAUGGACCGUUCAUUCAGAGGUAUUUUGGAAAGAACAAGCAACGGGUCAUCACGUACGCUGAAUUCAGUCAGCUGUUACAUGAUUUCCACGAAGAAUAUGCCAUGGAGGCGUUCAAAAGUAAAGAUCCGACCGGUUCUGGUUACAUAACACCACUGGACUUUCAGGAUAUUAUGUUGUCGGUGAAAAAGCAUUUACUCACGCCAGAAGUGAAGGACAACCUAGUGGCGGUAACCGCCGGUCAUAAAGUCAGUUUUCCUUACUUCAUGGCUUUCAAUUCGUUGCUGAACAAUAUGGAACUGAUAAAACGGGUCUAUUUGAACGCAACGGGCGGUCACAGAACUGAACCAAUCACUAAAGACGAACUACUGCUAUCGGCACAGACUAUGAGCCAAAUUACGCCAUUAGAAAUCGACAUUCUGUUCCAAUUGACUGGUGCACUGCAACAAUCUGGUUGGUGGAAGAGAAGUGUUGAUCAAAAUACUAGGCAAAAUAGUCGCAUUGUGUACGGCGAUUUGAUUAACAUAGCGCCGGAACAUUCAACGACACACAUUACUCAUCGUUUAACAGACAUUAAAGCAGUUUCUAGUCCUGCUGACCGAAGCGUGUUCAUACAAAUUCUCGAAAGCGUUUAUCGCUUUUCAUUGGGUUCACUGGCUGGAUGUGUUGGAGCGACGGCCGUUUAUCCGAUCGAUCUGGUGAAAACUCGAAUGCAAAAUCAGCGAACUGGUUCACUCAUCGGUGAAGUGGCAUAUAAAAAUUCCAUCGAUUGCUUCAAAAAAGUCAUUCGUCACGAAGGUUUUCUGGGAUUGUAUCGGGGUCUAUUACCGCAGUUGAUGGGCGUGGCACCGGAGAAGGCCAUCAAAUUGACGGUAAACGACUUUCUGCGAGACAAGCUGGGCAAUAAAAACGGAACUUUGCCGUUGUAUGCCGAGGUCGUUGCUGGUGGUGCCGCUGGCAUGUCGCAGGUCGUGUUCACGAAUCCGUUGGAAAUUGUGAAAAUUCGCCUUCAAGUAGCUGGUGAAUUGGCUGGCGGUAGUAAAGUGCGAGCUUGGGGCGUUGUUAAAGAUUUAGGCUUUAUGGGAUUGUAUAAAGGAGCGAGAGCGUGUUUUUUGAGAGAUAUACCCUUCUCUGCAAUAUAUUUUCCAGCCUAUGCACAUACGAAGGCGGCGCUAGCCGAUGAGAAUGGAUACAAUCAUCCACUGACUUUGUUACUUGCUGGUGCUAUUGCCGGCAUACCGGCUGCGAGUCUUGUCACUCCGGCUGAUGUUAUAAAAACUCGGCUACAAGUGGUUGCUCGUAAGGGUCAAACCACAUAUACCGGAAUUCCGGAUGCAGCCAGGAAAAUAAUGCGCGAGGAAGGUUUCCGUGCCUUCUGGAAGGGAACUACUGCUCGUGUUUUCCGUUCAUCGCCGCAAUUCGGUGUCACGCUGGUCAUGUACGAACUGCUGCAACGAAUGUUCUACAUUGAUUUUGGUGGCUCACGGCCGACUGGAUCCGAUGUUAAAACGAAAUCGGUGGAUUACGACGUGAAAAAGAUAAAUGUGGACCAUAUCGGCGGCUAUCGGGCCGCGAUACCGAUGUUGAAUGGUAUUGAGACAAAGUUUGGUCUGAGUCUACCUCGAUUUAAUUCGACCAUUGGAGCGAAUAAGUCGUGAUCAUCAUGAUAGCGCAAUGUAUAGUUCCUGUAUUUGUUGUUGAAUUGUGUUAGUAUAAACCGACCCCGGCAAUAGUUGCAAAAUGAACACGGUACCCAUGCCCAUAGUGAGUGUGCUCCGAUUCGAAUCCGUACGAAUUUAGUGAUUUUUAUUGAAAAUGUUGAUUGUUGAUUUUGUUAUGAAUUUGUCGUUAUUGUUCGGUAUGCAGACUGAACGAAGCGAGAGGAAAACGGGAAGAAGAGAGUGACAGAGAUAACGAAUUUAUUUACGAACAGUUUGUGAUUGUCGUUGACGAUUUUAGUUUUUGCCUUUUUUUUGCCAUAGUAAGUGCAAAUAUUUUCAGUUUCAUUUUUUACUAUGAAAGUUUCAUUUUGUUUUAUUUUUUAAGCUUUUAAUUUUUGUAAUUUUUUUCUUUUCUUUUUUUUUGCAAAUGAAUUUAUUUUUCACUUUUGAACCAUUCAGCUGUCGCUGCAGUGUGUGUAUUGAAUUUAUUACCUUGUAGUAAUCGAGUAGUGUUGUUGCAAUUGAAUUUUUAUCGAAAUUUGCAUACAGUAGCCGUUCUGACCUGACUAAUUCGGUGAUCUAUGGGUUCUCCGCCAUCAUUUGUUGACCAAUAAGUUUUAGAAGUUUCAAUUCGGUUGUGUCUCGAAAACGUUGUGCUAGAAAUUUGUUUUUUUUUGUUCCGCGUUUCUACGACUUUUUAAACUAUACAAAAAUAGAUUAAAGGACGAGUUGCAAAUUAGUUAGAUGGGCCGGACCUCCUUAGUAAGGUACUUACUCCUUACAUUUGUAAUAUUGUCAAAUCGACAACGCAUUUAUGUGGUUUUAACGGAUUCCAACUUGAACUGAUGAAUCUCAUUGUCCAUAAAGCCUUCCCAAUGUAUUUUUUAAAAAAUGACGUGCCCCUAAGUCAGAUAAAAUCAAUCGAAAUCUUAACUAAAAUUUGACGAAACCUUCAAAAUGUUAAAACAAAAUUUGUCGACAUUUAUUAUGGCAGCCCUGAAUGUUCAAUACAAUCUUAGUUACAAGACUCUUGGAAGUUUUGAAACGUCGGACGCCAAUUCUUACCCAUUUUAGCAAGAAAAAAAUUACUGGAAAGUAAAAUCAAAGUUAGACCCAAGUGAAGACGAAUGAGUGCUGUCAAAGUCGGCUGCAUAUAGUCGAAAUGAAGACUAAAACACUAAAAUUUCUAAUCAAUUCCUGUAUUGCACGUCAGAAUUGACUUUUUAUCUGAGUUCGCUGGUCGCAACAUGAAACUGGUGCUGUUAUCAUUUGCAGACAUGGUGGCGUUUCUAUAGAUGUUUUUGAGUCAACUCCUAAAACGAGGUGGAAACCACUCUGUUUUAUUGACGUGAUUAACAUGAUGACGAAUCAGUGAUUAACCAACAUUUAACAGGAUGAAUCGUCGCAAAACUACAAUUAAUCGUGAAGUGUAGUUAAUCAUGGUUAAUCACUGAUUAACCGUGCGUAUUCACUAAAAUCAUGUUGCACAAAAGAGUGGUUUCCCCCUCGUCCUAAAAGUGUCUCAUCUCGUCUGAACACAUUCCAACUAAUUAAAUCAUCAACCAAAGAUUCCAAUUUUACGCACGGAUCUAAAUAUUAGGUAAAUCAUCACCUUCAUAACGGGUAUAUCUUUACUUUUAAUACUUGAAAUGGGUCUUUCUUAUUUGUCGUAGAAUUUCCAUUGAAAACACAUCGCAUGUGACUAAAUUGUUUUGCUGCCGUUAAUUAUUAUUUUCUAAUUUAUUCUGAUAAACGAUCAGCUAGAACUUGUUUUGAUUUUCAAUUUAAUGCCACUUCACUGAUGGAAUGUUUACAAAAAUUAUUAUCUAACGAAAAUGUUAAAGAAUUGAAGAGAAUUCAUUUCUUAUUUCAUUGAUGAUCACGCGAGCCUAUGCCGUUCUGUUUCAAGCAUCUGUAUCAAUUAUGGUCGAGGGUCACAAUUCAAUUGAGAAAUCGUUUUCUUUCGGGAAAUUCGAAUAGGCGGUUUCUUACUAAUUUUGGCUAAUUUAUCAGAAGGUGUAAGUUUCUCGGGAAUCAUAUCAGUGUAUCGAGAGUUUGAACGAAAAUAUUUUAGGAGUUUACAAUAGAAUUGAAACAGGAAUUGCUAACAGUUUCGUUGGAGGUUCAUUUCUAAACAAUAUUAUGAUUGAUCAAUUUUGAAGAAAAAAUAAAUUCCGUGCACAGAUAACUAAUUCGUACCGACAUUUUAACUAAAGAAGCCAUUUUCACAUCCACAGUUGAUAUUCUAACACAUCCGGUUGCCAGUAUUUCGCACCAAAUUUACAUAAAAGAAAAUUUAAAAUAAAAUAUUCACAAACAUUAUGCCGUAUGCAAAUGCCCUGAUCACAUUCUAAUCUAAUUACAGGAAUUUUAUUUUUUAAUUUAUUUCACUUGAAUUGAAUUGAAGUUCAUUUGAAUCGCAGUGCAUUUUUUGUCGGAUUUUCGAAAAAUCCGACUGGAAACAAUUAUCAUAUCAUCGCCAAAUUUGUAAAGAUUAUUUUUAAAAAAAGUGUUUUUUGCUUAGCAAAUAUACAAAUUAUUGUAAUGUAAUAUAUUAUUGAAGAGAAAGAAUAUUAAUAAAAGAGGAAAAAAGCU
Molecule: messenger RNA, 5002 nt
Organism: Bradysia coprophila
Lineage: Eukaryota; Metazoa; Arthropoda; Insecta; Diptera; Sciaridae
Gene: aralar1
Product: calcium-binding mitochondrial carrier protein aralar1
Biological process (GO): aspartate transmembrane transport; malate-aspartate shuttle; L-glutamate transmembrane transport
Molecular function (GO): calcium ion binding; L-glutamate transmembrane transporter activity; L-aspartate transmembrane transporter activity
Source: RefSeq, a predicted model, not a curated record